Molecule: messenger RNA, 1732 nt
Organism: Mercenaria mercenaria
Lineage: Eukaryota; Metazoa; Mollusca; Bivalvia; Venerida; Veneridae
Exons: 3
Coding region: 79-1338 (419 amino acids)
Biological process (GO): carbohydrate biosynthetic process
Cellular component (GO): membrane
Molecular function (GO): sulfotransferase activity
Source: RefSeq, a predicted model, not a curated record
UGCUUGUCUUGAAAAUAAUAACAUUAACAGCCAUUACAAUUUUUCUUGUUUAAAUAUGAAGAUUUAAUAUAGAUCUACAUGGCUUUGAUUUGUCGCUUUAAAGUAAAACAAUGGAUUUAUCGAUUAUUAAUCAUCAGCAUUAGCUUGCUUAUGAUGUUGUGGCGAAAAAGCAAAGAUUUUGACUUGGCACUGUUAGCUGCAACGUCAUGGCCAAAUGCAUCGGCAUUAGAAACGUCUAAAGACAAUACAAGUCAACACCAAACAUCCAUAAGUGGUACUGAAAGACCGCUAGUAGUUCAGGAACUAUGCCGGACAUUUAAAGUUUCAAAUAUCUCGGGUGAUUGGCAGUUGCGUGGAAAGUUUCUCAUAGAUCGAACUCUUUAUUACUGCGAUAUUCCUAAAUGUGGAUCAGCCUUUAUGGAUCACUUUCUAUCGGGAACUUUUCAGUGCAAUGGAUUGUGUGAUGAAAUUUCUAUUACGUCCAAUGAACUGCGUCUACCUAUGAUUGGUACUUCGUACUCAUUUAUGUUCGUUAGAGAGCCAUAUGCAAGAUUAUUCUCUGCGUAUGAGAAUAAACUGUUCCUUCCAAACAAACACUGGACAAUUAUAGGAACAGACGUUAUCAAAAAAGUAAGACCUCGUGCAUCUUUUGUCAGCAAGAUAUUAGGUCAUGACGUCACAUUCCUUGAAUUAGUUAAAUAUGUACUGAAUUUGUACGAACGUGGAAUUAGACUUAACGAUCAUUUAGCUCCCAUGCAUUUGCAUUGCAAGACUUGUGAGAUCAGAUUUAAUUUCAUAGGAAGGCUAGAAUCAAUGUCAAGCGACCUUGUCGAUUUACUUGAAGACUGGAAAACAAAAGGCAUAGUUUCUAAGAAUAUCUCAUCUGCCAAAGAAAUAGAAGCAAAUAUGGUGUAUAAACGUUCAUUUGGACCAUACAAACACAUGUUUACUAUUUUAAAGCAGUAUGGGGAGGUUCUGUCAAGAUACAAAGCAUUUCAAAGAGCUUGGUCAAGCUAUCAGAUUCGAGGACUUAUUCUCAAGAAAUACAACAUGCCUUUUGCAGAAAAUGACGUUGUAAAUGUAAAUUAUAUUCAGUUCGGAGAUGAAAUUAAAAAGGCUCUUGAUGCAAGCAUGGGACACAAAGACGAACUCAACGCCCAGAGGGAGGAAGCUUUUAUUCAAGCUUAUAGCUCUGUGCCAAUGCACCUAAUGCUGAAGCUCAAAGAAUUCAUGAAACCAGAUUGUUUGUUGUUUGGUUACGAUGACAUGCCAGAAUUAUUAUUUAAUAGAACAAGUUUGCCAAAUUCUGACAGAUUUGAUUAUUUUAAAUGGUUAUAACCUUAUGAUGUUACAUAGAAUUAGGUCUUGGUUUUAUUGAACGAACAUGAUAAACAAUAGAAUUCAAAUUGGUGUCUUGGUUAAAGAAUGAUACGCUCUGUAUUCGUCCAACAAAGACAGACUUCUUGUAUGCAAAAAAGUAAUUCAGUUGAGUGAUUUUGAUUGUUUGACAAAUAUAAAGAAGAUACCGACAAUUAGAGUAAAUGUGUUGGAUUUUAACAAAGAUAUUAAAAAAACGAUUGUUUGUUAUUAUUUGGACCGUUAGACUUCAAAUGCAACUGUAGAUGUUACGAAGAGAUAGCAUCUAAAUUAUGGAAAAAGUGUUUAUAUAUAGCAUUUAAGACCGAGUAUGAUACUACAGUAUAAUUAUGUAAAAUAAGAGAAGAAAAACAAA